Messenger RNA from Trichophyton rubrum CBS 118892, 1441 nucleotides. RefSeq names its product CDC7 protein kinase. The record is from RefSeq and is a predicted model, not a curated record. Gene Ontology annotation, molecular function: ATP binding; protein serine/threonine kinase activity. NCBI's taxonomy places the organism in Eukaryota, Fungi, Ascomycota, Eurotiomycetes, Onygenales, Arthrodermataceae. The coding region runs from base 29 to 1441 and encodes 470 amino acids. Gene Ontology annotation, biological process: protein phosphorylation; mitotic DNA damage checkpoint signaling. Gene Ontology annotation, cellular component: nucleus. The transcript has 4 exons.
UGAAGCUGCUGUGAUACCCGGUGAAAUCAUGUCGGACUACGCGGCGAGCAACCACUCGCCCCCCGCGCAGGAGACGGGGAAAGAUGAGAUGAGCGACUGCUGGGACGACGAGACGCGUUCGCUCGACUACGAGGAGAACGAUAUUGAGCAGGAGGAUGACUACAUACCGACAGAAGAAGCUGACACCGAGAGCGAGCAUGAAGAGCAGGACGAGACUGUCCGGGAAGACAUGAGAAAGCUGCAGGACGAGGAAAUACUGCGUGGAAAGUUCAGGCUCAUCAACCGCGUCGGCGAAGGUACAUUCUCUACGGUAUACAAGGCACAGGAUCUGACCUGCAACGAAGGCGCAUUCCUGGCCGACCCGCUGGACCCGAGCAAGCCUCUCCGCAAGCCGAAGAAACAUUACGUUGCUCUCAAGAAGAUAUAUGUCACCAGCAGCCCUGCUCGAAUCCUGAACGAGUUGGAGAUUCUCCAUGACUUGCGUGGGCACCCCGCUGUGUGCCAUAUCAAAGCCGCAUUCCGGCUUGACGAUCAGGUCAUUGCUGUCCUGCCAUAUUUCCCCCACACGGACUUUCGCUUGAUGUUCCGUACUUUUCUCGUUGAGGAUAUGCGGCACUACUUCAAGUCUCUCCUGGAAGGCCUUGCUUUUGUGCAUAAGCUGGGGGUCAUUCACAGAGACAUAAAGCCUACGAACUUCUUGUAUAAUCCAAAGCUUCGCCGUGGAGUCUUGGUGGAUUUUGGCCUUGCAGAGUAUGAAAAUGAGGAUGGGAACUGCAUGUGCAGUACUGUCGGCACACGCGCUCUCGUACAUAAACACGAUCAGAUAAUGGACUUCAUCCGCUUCUCCAAACAAACUCCUGUUGGAUAUCCAAGGAACGAUUCCAGGCCUUCUCGGCGAGCCAAUCGAGCGGGAACUCGCGGAUUCCGCGCUCCAGAAGUCCUCUUCAAAUGUACUAACCAAAACACCAAGCUUGAUGUGUGGUCGGUCGGCGUGAUUCUUCUCACGUUCCUGGCCAGACGGUUCCCAUUCUUUCACUCAAUGGAUGAUGCCGAUGCUCUCAUUGAGAUUGCAAGUAUCUUCGGAAAGAAUAAGAUGCAACUGACAGCAGCAGAACACGGCUUAGUUUUUGACACCACCAUUCCUACAAUUUUACCAAAGGGUCACUCCUUGGAACGAAUCAUACGGUGGUCAAGCUCUGUUGUCGAACUGACCGACAGAGAGAUCCAGGCUGUAAAUCUCUUGGAGAAGUUACUCGAGCCGAGCGCGUUAUUGAGGUGGAGUGCAGAUGGAGCGCUGUAUCACGAAUUCUUCACCAACCCUCAGGGCGCUGACCUCCCCUGGGGCGGAGAAGAUCCCGCGAACCUGGAACAUCACUCUGACCACGGUGACGAUAAUGACGACACUGCAUGCGAUGCCGGCGACGAGGUGAAACUUAUCUAA